Molecule: messenger RNA, 343 nt
Organism: Blastocystis hominis
Lineage: Eukaryota; Bigyra; Opalinata; Blastocystidae
Exons: 2
Coding region: 12-206 (64 amino acids)
Cellular component (GO): mitochondrion
Source: RefSeq, a predicted model, not a curated record
GAAUUUAUAAAAUGGAACAGCCUACUAACCUGCCGACUGAGCAAGAAUUGAAGGAUGCUCGUAUUCCCCCUACUUGGAGAGACAACUGCUCGCAUAUCUUGAUUCCUCUGAACAAGUGCCGUCGCGAGCACAAUUUUAUGAUGAACAAGUGUGUCGAACUGAAACAUGCUUAUGAGAAAUGCCAGCACGACGAGUGGGAACUGUAAAUGGAUACUCAGCGUGUAGAUAUGAAAAGAGACAGAAGCAGUUCGAGGAGCAGGAAGCUAUGAAGAAAUUGCAGUCUGAGUAGAGUUGUUAAGGAGAAUAAAGCAACUGAAUGUUUCGAUUUAUAUAUGAAUUACAU